GAAUAACCCCCAAAUGGAAAUAACUGGGAUAGAGAUUGGCAUCGCCUCUAGAUUAGACGAAGGGAAUUCAAGGUUGAGGAAAGCAGGAACUGAGGAGCUUAAAGAAACAAAAGACAUUGCUAAUGAAGAUUAGGCAACAGAUGAUAAGAUCACACCACCUUUUUGGGAGUGGCUCGCCAGUGAGAAUGAAAUUCUUCAAUCAAAGAUAGAGAGGUUGGCAAGAGGUAGGAGAAGGAGAAUCAAGCAAUUGAAACAGAGGAAAAAGAGAAAGCGAGGGGGGUCUCAAAUCAUGAAAGAAUUGAAGUCAAGAAGUGUUUCUAAGAAUAAUAGCUUCAAGGAAGACACAUCGAGCCUGGAAACAAUUAAUAAUCCAGGGGAAAGAAGUGAUUGGAGGGUAGAAGUAGAGGAAUUGUGGAAUAUAGGUAAACAGCUGGGCUUAGUUAAUGAUGGGAAUGCAGUGGAAAUAAUCAGAAGACUAGGUAGAAGGCAGAGGAUUUUGUGGAAUGUUUGGUUUUUGGGGAAGACUGCUAUUCCCUACUUUUUUGUGAAUGUAUACUCACCAUGUGACAAGCAAGGGAAAAGAGCUCUAUGGGAAAAACUAACGGAAUUGAUCAGGGAACAAGGAGGAGGGAAUUGGUGCAUAGGAGGGGAUUUCAAUGCAAUUAGAAGUAAGGAGGAAAAAAGGGGAAGGCAUUUUGAUUGUGCUGAGAUAAGGGAAUUCAACAAUUUUAUUUUGGAUGCAGAAUUAGAAGAUAUCCCUCUGCUAGGUAGAAACUUCACAUGCUUCUGUGUGGAUGGGUGGAACAACUUUAAAAUGAAGGAAAAAUUAAAGAUGCUUAAGAAUGAGCUAAAAGCAUGGAACAAGCUUGUGUUUGGAUCUAUUGAAAAAAAAUUGGAAGAUGUAAAGGCAGAGAUUAGAAGUCUAGAUGAAAAGGGGGAAGACAAUUCACUUACAGAAGUAGAAAUUGAGAGGAGAAGAAUUUGUUUCCACAACUUCAUGGAGUGGAGCAAGGCUAGAGACAAAAUGCUGUUUCAGAAAUCAAGAGAGAAAUGGCUAAAAGAGGGGGAUGCCAAUACAAAGUACUUUCAUGGGUGCAUCAUUAAAAGGCGUAAACAAUGUGGGAUUGAAGGCAUUAUGAAGGAUGGGGAAUGGUUUGAGGAGCCAGAAGAAGUAAAACAAACAAUACAUGAUUAUUUUCGAGGAAAGUUCAAGGAGGAGAAGUGGAAUCGACCAAGCAUAGGAACAAUUCCUGUUAAGAAAAUCAGUGAGGAAGACAACAAGAUGCUUGUAUCUACAUUUACGGAAGAAGAAAUCAAGGAAGCAGUGUGGAGUUGUGAUGGGAAUAAAAGUCCUGGGCCGGAUGGUUUUAACUUCAACCUCAUUAAGAAAGUUUGGCCAAUUAUAAAAGAAGACAUUUGUGCUUCCAUAGCAGAAUUUUAUGAAAGUGGGAAAAUGGUGAAGGAAGGAAAUGCCUCUUUUAUAGCUCUGAUUCCAAAAAAGGAAAAUUCAACAGAGCUAGGAGAUUAUAGGCCAAUCUCCGUAAUUGGGUGUAUGUAUAAGAUUGUCUCAAAUCUUUUAGCAAAUAGGUUAAGGAAGGUGAUGGAUUUCAUUAUCAGUCAAAAUUAGGCAGCUUUUGUUGGAAGGAGAAAUACCAGAUGGCAUAAUCAUAACAAAUGAGAUCUUACAUG
Messenger RNA from Rubroshorea leprosula, 1689 nucleotides. NCBI's taxonomy places the organism in Eukaryota, Viridiplantae, Streptophyta, Magnoliopsida, Malvales, Dipterocarpaceae. The record is from the annotation of a GenBank genome assembly.